CAUAAAAAGAAACAGAAAGAUAAGAGAAUGAUAAAUUUCCUGCUGAACCCAUCACCUCCUUACCCCACAAACAACUGUUAGUGUAAUAAGUUUAGGAUAUCUUGUAACAUUACUUGUGUGCAGUAGGACGGUGCAACAAAACAAGCCAUCCCGAGUCAUAAAUUUAGCCAAAAAGGUGGAAUCAUUUUCAAUCUCAGUCAUGUCUGCAAAUUCAAACCAAGAACAUGAACAUGAACAUGAACAUGAACAAGAAACAGGAAAGCUAGCUAUCCGCUUAGCAAAUGCAGUCGUAGUUCCAAUGGUACUAAAAUCAGCUUUAGAGCUUAGCAUCAUUGACAUAAUUUUCACCGCCACAAAAAGCGGCGCGUCUCUUUCACCCUCCGAGAUUGCUGCAAAAAUUCCAUCAAAGAAUCCAGAUGCACCGGUACUUCUGGACCGAAUGUUACGCCUUUUAGCUAGCUAUGAUAUAUUAGAGUGUUCUUUGGUCACUAAAGAGAAUGGUGGUGCUGAGCGAUUGUACAGUGCAAAGCCCAUUUGCAAAUUUCUUACAAGAACGCAAGAUCAACAAGGUUCUGUUGCUCCUCUCUUCUUGCUGCAUCAUGAUGAGGUUUUCAUGAAAAGCUGGUACCAUCUUAAUGAUACAAUUCUUGAAGGUGGAAAUUCAUUUACCAGAGCCUAUGGAAUGACAGCUUUUGAUUACCCAAAGACUAAUCAAAGAUUUUAUGGAGUGUUUAGUGAAGCUAUGUUAAACCACACUACUUUAAUCACCAAAAAAAUACUUGAUGUUUACAAAGGAUUUGAUGGUCUCAAAGUGUUAGUUGAUGUGGGUGGUGGUGUUGGAGUAACUCUCAACCUUAUCACUUCAAAGUAUCCUCACAUGAAGGGCAUAAAUUUUGAUUUGCCUCAUGUGUUAGCUAAUGCACCUUCUUAUUCAGGAGUUGCGCAUGUGGUGGGAGACAUGUUUGUGAGUGUUCCAAAGGGAGAUGCAAUUUUCAUGAAGUGGAUACUCCGCGGUUGGAGUGACGAGCAUUGCUUGAAACUUCUCAAGAACUGCUGGGAAGCACUCCCUAGCACUGGAGGUAAGGUGAUCAUUGUGGAGUCUAUUCUUCCCGUGGUGCCAGAAAAUGUAGUGUCUUCACACACUGUGUUUGAGCAAGAUGUGUUUAUGUUAACUCAACUCCCUGGAGGUAAAGAAAGAAGCCAACAAGAAUAUGAGGCCUUAGCAAUCAAAUCUGGCUUUUCAUCUUCUGCAGUCAUAUGCUGUGUUUUUAAUUGCUGGGUUAUGGAAUUCCACAAAUCAGAAUGACCCUUUAGUAAUGGCCUGGAUAUUUGUAAGUGAAGUUUCAACAUUAUACUGAACUAUAAAUCCAUCACGAUUUUUAAAAGUUGACAAUACCAUGAUUUUUUCC
Mercurialis annua (annual mercury) is the source of this 1409-nucleotide messenger RNA. Its product is annotated as caffeic acid 3-O-methyltransferase-like. Gene Ontology annotation, biological process: methylation. The transcript is spliced from 4 exons. The coding region runs from base 200 to 1306 and encodes 368 amino acids. Lineage: Eukaryota; Viridiplantae; Streptophyta; Magnoliopsida; Malpighiales; Euphorbiaceae. The record is from RefSeq and is a predicted model, not a curated record. Gene Ontology annotation, molecular function: protein dimerization activity; S-adenosylmethionine-dependent methyltransferase activity; O-methyltransferase activity.